Messenger RNA from Varroa destructor (honeybee mite), 2053 nucleotides. RefSeq lists its product as uncharacterized. The record is from RefSeq and is a predicted model, not a curated record. Lineage: Eukaryota; Metazoa; Arthropoda; Arachnida; Mesostigmata; Varroidae.
GCUAUGCUGACACCUAGAGUAGCGCGGACAGCAACUGCAAUAACACUCCUUAUGCUACUGUCGUCGGUAGAAAAGAAGACGAGACACUGAUCUGUUCGUGAGUGUCCGACGACUGCGGCGAUAAUGGCACAAAGUUCUGCCGACAACUAUGGCAUAAACGUUUAAAUGCUCUACCCCUUUUUUGCCAUUGGGUUCGGCUCGCGCACACGCAGACACAGCCGUCAUUCAGAUGAACGCACCGUCUAUAGAAAAUGUGUUCAAGAGAAAGGGAAGAAGGGAAAUUGGAAAGCAUACUGCAAGGGAGUGAUGGCACUGGAGAUAGAGCCUUUGGAGCAGCCCGCCCCGGCACCGUUACGGAACUACGUUGACCACAGCGAAGACGAAGGCGAGCUGGCGAACAGUUCUCAAAAAGCAGAACUUGGCGUGACUGGGUCAUUUCGUGCCAAAUCAGACUGAGCGGAGCUGCUGCGCCAGACGCUUCACACAGCGCCCCAACAACCGAUCCACGACGAACAGUUAGUUACGGUCGCUGGCAUUCCGGACACGAUCAUAUCCUGUACAGGAAAACUACUGGUUGUUGUCUAUUAUAUGUAUUUGCAGUAUCCAGAGACAUAUAUGUAUGAUACUUAUAAUCAGUCAGCAGGCCAUAACGGUUCCUACUCAAGCGACUGAAUCAACCGAUGGAUAAACGCGAAACAGCCGCAAAAAUUGCUAAAAGUAUGUGAAAAUUUGCCAGUAACACGUAAAGGAGGAACCAGACGUGAGACCCCACAGAGGCAAAGCUAAGCGAGCGAAUAGCAGACCUAGUGGCCAUUCGUUACCUGAGUUGAGCUACGUCCUGUGAGCAGCGUCGCUCGAAGCAGCGGCUAUAACUGGUCUGCCGUAAGCAAUUCUCACAAACGCCAUAUUACGCUGCUACGAAGGGAAACACUAAAGUACUGAAAUGGCAAAAUAGUAAGAGCCGAGUUGUUUGUCAUAAUAUGCGGCUUCAAUUGGUGCUAGAUAUCUGACCUGUCGUGCAGAGUACGUGUUGUUAGUGAUAACAAGAGUUGAUGUUUUCUGAAUGACGUUGAAUUGAAAUAAUCAGUAACAAUGUGCUUGAUAUAGAAGUGAGUGCUAUGGUAAACAGUUAUUUUACUUUUUGAAGAUGCUACCAUCACGAAUACCAGAUGUGGGCUGUUCGUGAUAACGAGCUAAUAAUGACAGAAAAACAGGUCGUUUAGACGGACCGGAGCAAAGUUACGUACGUGGUCCUAGGAACAGAUCAAUAACCUUAGCAAGUGUUCCACAUGCUAGCGAGCUGCGUAUACUGCAAAACUAUUCAUCAGUUAUCGGAGUAAUUAUUGCCUCAAUUAACGCUGCGUUAUUCGAACGAUGGCCUACACCGGCACGAAGGAAGGCGAUGAGCAGGAAGCUAUGUACCGCUUCCUGACGCCUGGCGAGGCAGAACAUCAAGAAGCUGAUUUCUCCGAGCAAGAAUGUGUCUUCGUACGGAAAUUUCGGCGUCUCUCGGUAUUCUACACAUGGCUAAUGACACCGAACAACCAUAUGGAGGAAACCCCGGCUUGUCGAGCUCUAGCGUCUUGCCUUGUAGUAGCAGGAUUUGCCACAGGUACAGCCUUGGUGAUACUAUUCUUCUAUUUGGGAUUUGCCUAUGACAUUGAUGAGGGAACCAUGCUCGGAAUGUUUGCACUCGGCAGCUGGCUUUAUGGUUUGGUUACCGUUUGGAGAAAAACGGGUUGCUUCCGACCAAUCGAGGACAGUGGACCAGUUGAAGUCGCAACGGAAGCACCGCUAUCACAACCCGCAGCAGCGUCGGUUGGUACCCGUACAGCGCGGCAGGAUCCGCCAUCUUACAAAGAAGUAACCAAAAAUCCACCUAGCUACCUAGAGGCACUCCGCAUGAUGAAAAUGGCAGGAGCACCGCUUUUGGAACUGAACGCCAUCACUUUGAAGUCUUUACAUACUCCGAAUCCGACUGCCGAGGAACCUGAACACAAUCCAUCUAAUGGCUGCCGACCUUCCUAGCACAAACGAGUUUGCUCUCUAGACG